Plasmodium coatneyi is the source of this 402-nucleotide messenger RNA. RefSeq lists its product as uncharacterized. The transcript is spliced from 5 exons. The coding region runs from base 1 to 402 and encodes 133 amino acids. Lineage: Eukaryota; Apicomplexa; Aconoidasida; Haemosporida; Plasmodiidae. The record is from RefSeq and is a predicted model, not a curated record.
AUGAACAGAUUCAGGCAUCGCUUGGGCAGGGUCAACGCGCCAACCCUGGCGGGAAUUACUCGUAGGCUCAUUUUCACGGAAAUAAAAAAAAUUGACGACUAUCUGCAGAAAGUCAAAUCGGGAAAACUGGUGGUCGCGCAAUUCGGAGCGUCCUGGUGUGCACCCUGCAAGAAGAUGAAGCCAAUAGUGAAGAAACUGGGGGAAGACAACGAAGAAGUCGAAUCGCUUUAUGUGGACAUUGAUGAGCUCCCAGAACUCGGAGAAAGCGAAGACAUAAACGAACUGCCAACCGUUCUGCUGCGAAAAAAUGGAAAGUAUCUCGACAAAAUUAUUGGCAUGAAUGAAGAGCAGCUACUAAAAGCAGUGAACGCGCACAAGGCUUCCAAGGAGGGCGACACCUGA